UGAUCGGGGUCUUUUUCUUGUCUCUUUACAGCAUCGUGCCAAUCCGUUGAUCGGAUCCCGCUUCAAGGACUCGUAAUAAUACCCUGCUUCUUCGCGACCCGCUCCAGUUUUAUAGCCGCAAACACCCUGGUUCGCUCCAGCUUCUUCCUAUACAUAGAAGCGAUACAGAAACUCAGCCACCAUGGACUCUACAUACUAUCUUCCGGCAACGACUUACAACCCCAACGCUCCUUUUACCAAGCGCUUCUCGUCUCCGCUGGAUCGGAGGCAAACCUUUAAUACUAUAAUUGAAGACUCGCCGCAGAUUUCCCAAGGCUUCUUCUCCCCUCAAUUGGCCCAGAACGUUAGCCGCGCAGCAAUGAUCUCUCCUACCUACCUGUCGCCCACUUACAGCGAGGACUUCCCCACCCCCAAGGCAUCCCUCUUGGACCCCACUCGCGCCAUUCAGAUGGACGACAUCGAAUUCUCACCGGUCGAGUCGCCAAAGUGGAGCAAGGAGAGGGAGGAGUUUGACGAGCUGUACAUGAUGACUGACAACGAAUCCGAGGAGGAGGAGGUCCCAUUGAAGUGCUCCAACUCUGUCAAGAAGAUCUCCGCCAGCUCAUCCAGCAGCGCAAGAUCUAGCACUACACGUGUUCCUUCGUUGAUCAUUCCGUCCCCUUCGCACUGGCCGACGAUUGAGAAACUUCAAGGGAGCGCGGUUUCGCCAGCAACAUACUCUCCGCUUCCAGUUUCUUCCACUCCAAACCUCCUCUCUGUGCUUCUUGGCCGAAACAAACAGGCUCCGGCUACCCACGACGCGCCUUCCCUGGACGGCAGCUUGUCAUCUGAGGAAAUGGAGCGUCUGAGCUGCCCAUCGACCCCGGACAGGCAUGCUCAGGAGGAGGGUCAUGGACAGUGGGCUGGCCCGAUUCAGCUGGACCCCGCGGCAAUGGAGACUCUGCACCACCUCACCACCGAGCAAGCACCGGUUACCGCCGACCAAGUCAUUGAGGUACCGGAGGGUGAGAUGCAGCAAGUCAUGGGUCGCAACCGCACCUCGGUUCCCCGCCUCUUCACUGCAAACCUGUCGGCCAGCCCCGUGGCGCCGUCUGAUGCUGAAGACAUGUCUGCUCUGUCUAUCCCGUCGCCGGGUGGUUUCUUCUCUUCCCUGAAGGAAUCCGCUCGCCACACUUGGAGCAUUCCGAGGACGCGGGAGGCUACUCCGUCCACCUCGAUCGCCGAGACGUUUUACGGCGUGCCGUGGCGUAACGAGCCCAACAACAUCGUGGAGCAGGUCGUCGAGGUCCCCGCCUCUUUCGACACUAGCGCCGAGAUGACGCCCACGGCUCGCGACGGUUUCAUGUCGCCGGUUGGUGAAGUUCUGGAGAUCAAGCCAAGCGAGACUGUCUACGAGUACAAUGAAAACUACGCGGCCGAGCUGGCAAAACUCAGCUCGGCCAACCUCAGCCGCACGAGCAUGUGGCUGUCUGCCCAGGAGACUUGGCUCGAAGGCGUCAUGACCCCCUCGACCCCAACCCACGAGAGGGGAAACUCGAUUGACUCUGUUAUUUCCCCUUCGAAGAAGUCGGUCCGCUUUGUCGACCUCAUCCCGCCCAAGUCUCCGUCCGUUACGUCCGAGGACGAGGCCGCCAAGGUCUCUACCUUUCUCGAAGCUUUAGUUUAUCUCCGCGAGAGCACUGGCAAGUACGACGCUUUUAUCCACCGUCAAACCCGCGCUGAAGCCGUUCACCUCCAGCGCCGAUGCAUGCCUAAGACCCACCGCCGCCUCCACCUCAGCAAGUUCGAACUGAACAGCCCGUCGAAAAUCCCGUCUACUCGCCCCGUCUCCACCUUCUACACCGACGACCCGAACAUGCACAAGGAGCAGAUUGCCAAGGCCCACAAGGAGCGUCAGGCGCUGGAUCUGAUCCGCCCCGCCUUCUGGACACUCGAAGCCUCCAAGCUGCUCCACGGCGGCCGCCUCAUCACUAGCCCCGCCCACCGCGUCCUCGCUCACGCCCGCGACAACAACACCACUCGCGUCCUUGACCUCGGCGGUCAGGGCUCCUGCGACUGGGCCUGGCAGGUCGCGCUCGACUAUCCGCGCACAACCGUGCACACUGUUUCGACGGUCGCAGAAGCGCCAGUGAUGCUCGAGGGCCAGGAGGAGCGCGAGAUGGAGGGCCCAGCCAACCACCGCCGCAUGCAGGUGCCCAACUACUGGACGCUGCCGUUCCCGAACGGGCACUUUGACGUCGUGUCGGCACGCAACAUGUACGCCCUGCUCAAGACGAGCAAGCCCAGCACGAUUCCGGGCGCCGCCACCACGUCCAACAAGGACGAGUACGACCUCUGCCUCAAGGAGUGCCUGCGCAUCCUCAAGCCCGGCGGGUAUCUCGAGUUCUUCGUCAUGGACGCAGACAUCUUGCGCGCGGGCGCCGGCGGCCAAGCCCAGGCCCUCAGCGUCGAGUUCGGCUUCAACCUCAAGACGCGCGGCUACGACGCCGCGGCCACCAAAUCCUUCGUGCCGCGCCUGGCGCGUGCCGGGUUCAGAGACGUCAAGCGCGCGUGGACGGCCCUGCCGUUCCCCCAGCCUGGCGCUAAGUGGAACGAGCCGCUGAAUGUGGGCGCGUCUGCACCUGCCACUGAGACGACGACGCCGAGCGCGAAGCCCGAGCCUGUGCGCCAGUCAAGCGACUCGUUUGGCUCGGAGCGGACGCUGGUGCCGUCGCAGUCGCAGGCCCAGCAGGCGCAGAAACCAAAGCGCGACUCGCUGAUGAUGGACGACAAGGCCGAUGGGGAGGAGCAGCAGCAGCAGCAACAGCAACAGCAACAACAAAACGGCUCGACCAAGGACGCGCGCGACGUAGCGGGCUUGGUGGGCGCGUGGGCGUGGGAGCGGUGGCUGGUGAAGCUGCAGGCGGAGAUGGGCAAGGACGAGUCGCGGCUUGGUGAGGGGGUCGUCCAGGCGUUGGAGGAGGGGGCCCGUGAUGGGGCGGCUUGGAGGUGUGUGGAGGGGUGGGCGAGGAAGGGGUUUUAGGUGGCUGGCUGUUUUUUUGUGCCUGCCUGCCUACCUACCUAGGUACUGUUUCUGCCCGAUCAGAUCUCGCUGCUGCACUUCUUGUGCGUUUGUGGGGUUGUGGGUGGGUGGGGGCAGGUGGGCUUUUUUCAGUCAGUAGGGGACGCAGAUUGUGCUGGUUUGGUUUGGUUUGCGCGUUUGUGGUUGUGUUUGUUGCUAUGAUUGAUGGUUUAUGAGGUGAUGACGUGCAUGCUUGCUUGCUUGGGAGCUGGCUGGUUGGGUUGG
Molecule: messenger RNA, 3286 nt
Organism: Aplosporella prunicola CBS 121167
Lineage: Eukaryota; Fungi; Ascomycota; Dothideomycetes; Botryosphaeriales; Aplosporellaceae
Exons: 1
Coding region: 182-3022 (946 amino acids)
Molecular function (GO): methyltransferase activity
Source: RefSeq, a predicted model, not a curated record